GGCUGAACAAGAUGGCUGCGUGUUGGGGACCGGAGAGCUGAGAGCGAAAGGAAGGGGGGAGAGUUUUAAAUUUAGAUACCACUUCAAAUAAAAUAAAAAUAAAAUAAGAGAGGUCUGCGACGCUGGCGUUCACUCUCCAAGUGGGCACGUUUUCAUUUCUGUCAUUUAUAACUUAACGCUGUCGGCCCCUCGGUCCGGCUCACCAGCCAGCGACGGCAGGCUUCUCCAUCUCCAUCCCCAGCCAUUCACCCCCGGACUCUAUAUUUUACACAGAUUAGCUCAGCCAAUAAAGAAGCUGGUGAAGAAGCUGGACCCUGCACCCUAAAGGCGCACAUAAGAAAUGUCAUUGCUGUGUGUUGGAGUGAAAAAAGGCAAGCUCGAUGGACCCCAAGAGAAAUUUAACACAUACGUGACACUGAAGGUGCAGAAUGUUAAGAGCACAACCAUCGCCGUGCGUGGCAGUCAGCCAUGCUGGGAGCAGGACUUCAUGUUUGAAAUAAACCGGCUGGAUCUGGGCCUCACAGUGGAGGUGUGGAAUAAAGGGCUGAUCUGGGACACCAUGGUGGGCACCUUAUGGAUCCCCCUGCGCAACAUACGGCAGUCCAAUGAGGAGGGUCCAGGUCAGUGGCUGACCCUGGACUCCAACGUGAUCAUGGCGGAGAAUGAGAUCUGCGGAACCAAAGAUCCGACAUUUCACAGGCUGCUGCUCGACACCCGAUUCGAACUGCCACUAGACAUUCCAGAGGAAGAGGCCAGAUACUGGGCCAAGAAACUGGAACAACUUAAUGCAAUGAGAGAUCAAGAUUACGCCUAUCAAGAAGAACAGGAGCGACCACUCCACGCUCCAUCCACACAGUGCUGUAAUUGGAGUCUGUGGGGAGAUCAGCAAAACGAGGACCCAGACAGUGCCGUUGACGACAGGGACAGCGACUACCGCAGUGAGACCAGUAACAGCAUCCCGCCUCCCUACUACACCACCUCCCAGCCCAACGCCUCCAUGCACCAGUACCCCAUGAGACACCAGCACUACCAGCACUCCUACAACGACGACAUCCAUGAGCUGGACUACGACCACAGAGCCAUGAGACGCUAUGAUAGUUUAGACUCGGCCACCAACGGGCGCAGCGAUAUCGACUCAGGCUCAGGGUCAAGCCGGCGCACCAGUCGUCAGUAUUCUCUAGACAGUAGGCACUCGCUGUCCGAUAGUCCCACAGACAGUCGUUACGCCUCGUCCGGUGAGUUAAGUCGAGGCAGCUCUCAGCUGAGUGAGGAGUUUGUCCCCGAGGACGGGGAAAGCUUGCGGGGGUCAGAAUUCUACGACGAAAACGACUCCUACCACUCCUGCCACUCGUCCGUCAGCUACGGCAAAGAAGACUCCCCGGGCUGGGAGGGCGAGGAACAGCAGGGCGUCUACAGCGACGAGGGAGGCUACCUCAAAGAUGGAGGGGAAGAGGGGGCCCUGUAUGACGAGGAGGAGGGAGGCAUGUACGCAGAGGAGGGAGAGUACAACUAUGAGGAUGAGGAGGACAUGCCGUAUGAGGAAGAGGAAGAUAUGUAUCCACUAGAUGGCACGCUCAGUGAAGACCAGGAGCCUCCCUAUACCCCCACACCCACAAGCACUGCCCCCACGCUGAUGCCCCCCUCUGAUGGUCCGUCCUCCAUGAGGCCACCUCUGGAGAAGCAGGCGUCGUUGCAUCAGCAGCAGCAGCAGCAGCGUCUUGGCCAUGAUCAGCUUCAGCCGCCCAGCACAGCUCCCGGUCUACCUCCAGUCUCACAGGACAACACGCUGCCCCCUUUCACUGCAGAUUCCACCAAGCCUCCCUUUGAACCAUCACAGCAAGAUCUGUUUGUCACGACUACAUCCACGGCCACAGCUACGUCACAGGUUCCAGCUCUGGACUCCAAACCCUUGGAGCCUGAGCCCAAACCUGAAGUGCCACUGGAAGAACAUGAACCUCCUGAGCAGCCUCCAGCGGCAGAGAACAUUCCCUCGGCUCCUGAGGAGAAAGCAGAGGAGCCUCCUGUUCCAAGUUUCCCUAAGAGGGAAAUCAUGGAACCUGGUCCUGCCAGAGCCAAGGCCAACUGGCUUCGACUUUUCAGCAGAGUGCGACUACAGCUACAAGAGGCUCGAGGAGAAAGUGUUGGCAUUGCCUCCCUGCUUUUAUCGGCCGGGAUGGGCGGUGCUCUGUAUAGCAUCGACAGCAUGCCAGACCUCAGGAAGAGGAAAGCUAUGCCUCUGGUCAGAGAUCUGGCUAUGUCCUUGGUCCAGAACUCCAGGAAGGCAGGCAUCACCUCGGCCCUAACGUCCAGCACCCUGCACAACGAAGAACUGAAGAGUCAUGUCUAUAAGAAGACCCUACAGGCCCUCAUAUAUCCCAUCUCCUGCACCACCCCGCACAAUUUUGAGGUGUGGACAGCCACCACGCCCACUUACUGCUACGAGUGUGAGGGCCUCCUGUGGGGAAUUGCUCGCCAGGGCAUGCGCUGUACUGAGUGUGGAGUCAAAUGUCACGAGAAGUGUCAGGAUCUACUCAAUGCUGAUUGCCUGCAAAGAGCAGCAGAGAAGAGCUCCAAACAUGGCGCGGAGGACCGAACCCAGAACAUCAUCAUGGUUCUUAAGGACCGCAUGAAGAUCCGAGAGAGGAACAAGCCUGAGAUCUUCGAACUCAUCCAGGAAGUGUUCACCGUCCCCAAGUCCACCCACGUCACCCAUAUGAAGCAGAUCAAACAGAGCGUGCUCGAUGGCACCUCCAAAUGGUCGGCCAAGAUCAGCAUCACAGUGUUGUGUGCACAGGGUCUACAAGCCAAGGAUAAAACCGGUUCUAGUGAUCCUUAUGUAACGGUCCAGGUGGGAAAGACGAAAAAGAGGACCAAGACCAUUUAUGGCAAUCUCAACCCUGUCUGGGAGGAAACAUUUAAUUUUGAAUGUCACAACUCCUCAGACCGCAUCAAGGUGCGAGUGUGGGAUGAGGACGAUGACAUUAAGUCUCGCGUGAAGCAGAAGUUCAAGCGAGAGUCAGACGACUUCCUCGGUCAAACCAUCAUCGAGGUCCGCACUCUGAGCGGGGAGAUGGACGUCUGGUAUAAUCUGGACAAGCGUACGGACAAGUCAGCUGUGUCUGGGGCCAUCCGGAUGCACAUUAAUGUGGAGAUCAAGGGAGAGGAGACGGUUGCUCCGUAUCACGUUCAGUACACCUGCCUUCAUGAAAACCUCUUCCAUUAUGUGACAGACAUCCAGAAUAAUGGUGUGGUGAAGAUCCCUGAUGCCAAAGGAGAUGAUGCAUGGAAGGUCUAUUUUGAGGAGACACCCCAGGAGAUUGUAGACGAGUUUGCCAUGCGUUAUGGAGUGGAGUCCAUCUACCAGGCCAUGACACACUUCGCCUGCUUGUCGUCGAAGUACAUGUGCCCAGGUGUUCCUGCAGUGAUGAGUACCCUGCUGGCUAACAUCAAUGCCUACUACGCCCACACCACCCAGGCAACCAACAACGUCUCUGCCUCAGACCGCUUCGCAGCUUCUAACUUCGGGAAAGAGAGAUUUGUCAAGCUUCUAGAUCAGCUGCACAACUCCCUGAGGAUCGACCUGUCCAUGUACCGGAACAACUUCCCAGCUAGCAGCCCCGAGAGGCUGCAGGACCUCAAGUCCACAGUGGACCUUCUCACUAGUAUCACGUUCUUCAGAAUGAAGGUCCAAGAGCUCCAGUCUCCACCCAGAGCCAGUCAGGUGGUGAAGGACUGUGUCAAAGCCUGUCUCAACUCCACCUACGAGUACAUCUUUAAUAACUGCCAUGAGCUCUACAGCCGCGAGUACCAGACAGACCCGGCCAAGCAGGGUGCUGUGCCCCCAGAGGAGCAGGGACCUAGCAUCAAAAAUUUGGACUUCUGGUCCAAACUCAUCACACUUAUCGUCUCCAUUAUCGAGGAGGAUAAGAAUUCUUACACUCCCUGCCUGAACCAGUUUCCCCAGGAGCUCAAUGUGGGUAAAAUCAGUGCUGAAGUCAUGUGGAACCUAUUUGCUCAGGAUAUGAAGUAUGCAAUGGAGGAACACGAAAAAAACCGCUUGUGCAAGAGUGCGGAUUACAUGAACCUGCACUUCAAGGUCAAGUGGUUGUACAAUGAGUACUGCAAAGAUCUGCCCUUCUUUAAGAGCAGAGUGCCAGAAUACCCUGCGUGGUUUGAGCCAUUUGUCAUCCAGUGGCUGGACGAAAACGAGGAAGUGUCUCGUGACUUCCUGCAUGGUGCUUUGGAAAGAGACAAGAAAGAUGGGUUCCAGGUAACAUCAGAACAUGCUCUGUUCUCCUGCUCGGUGGUGGACGUGUUUUCCCAGCUCAACCAGAGCUUUGAGAUCAUCAGGAAGUUAGAGUGUCCCGAUCCGCAGAUUGUGGGACACUACAUGAAGCGGUUUGCCAAGACCAUCAGCAAUGUGCUUCUGUCCUACGCUGAUAUCAUCUCCAAGUUGUUUGCCAACUAUGUCACCAUGGAGAAAGUGCCCUGCAUCCUGAUCAAUAACAUCCAGCAGCUGAGGGUUCAGCUGGAGAAGAUGUUUGAAGCCAUGGGUGGGAAAGACCUGUGUGUGGAGGCCAGUGAUAUCCUGAAAGACCUGCAGGUUAAGCUCAACAACGUCAUGGAUGACCUCAGCAGGGUCUUUGCUGUCAGUUUCCAGCCUCAUAUUGAGGAAAACGUGAAGCAGAUGGGAGACAUCUUGGCUCAGGUGAAGGGAACCUCAAACGUGGGAAAUGCCAGCAGCGUGGCCCAGGAUGCUGACAACGUCCUGCAGCCAAUCAUGGAGUUCCUGGACAGCAACCUGACUUUGUUCGCUAAGAUCUGUGAGAAGACGGUGCUGAAGCGAGUGCUGAAGGAGCUGUGGAAGCUGGUGAUGAACACCAUGGAGAAGACCAUCGUUCUGCCGCCGCUCACAGACCAAACGAUGAUUGGGAGGCUGAAGAGUGCUUCUCACAGUGAUGGUACUCAGCUCAUCUUUAACGCCGCUAAGGAGCUGGGACAGCUGUCCAAACUGAAGGAGCACAUGGUUCGUGAGGAGGCCAAAGCGCUGACACCCAAGCAGUGUGCUGUGAUCGAGCUGGCCCUGGACACCAUCAAGCAAUAUUUCCAUGCUGGUGGUGUGGGUCUGAAGAAGACUUUCCUGGAGAAGAGUCCUGACCUCCUGUCUCUACACUACGCUCUGUCCCUGUACACGCAGGCCACAGACAAACUCAUUAAGACCUUUGUCCAGUCACAGAACGCACAAGUGUUCGGCGGGAAGGGGGUGAGAUUCACCACUAGUGAGGAUGUUUACCCAGAGAAGGGCUCUGGGGUGGACGACGCUGUGGGAGAAGUGUCCAUCCAUGUGGAGAUUUUCACCCACCCCAACACCGGAGAGCACAAGGUCACAGUCAAAGUGGUGGCUGCCAACGACCUGAGGUGGCAGACGCAGGGCAUAUUCCGGCCCUUUGUGGAGGUUUACAUCAUCGGCCCUCACCUCAGCGACAAGAAGAGGAAGUACGCCACAAAGUCAAAGAACAACAGUUGGGCUCCCAAAUAUAACGAAACCUUCACUUUCACUCUGAGUAAUGAGGUCGGCCCCGAGUGCUACGAGCUGCAGGUGUGUGUGAAGGACUACUGCUUCGCUCGGGAGGAUCGCACCGUGGGCAUGGCCGUCCUACAGCUGAAGGACAUGGCGUCCAAAGGCAGCGUGGCCUGCUGGCUGCCGCUGGGCAAACGCAUCCACAUGGAUGAGACAGGCCUGACCGUCCUGCGCAUCCUCUCCCAACGCAACAACGACGACGUGGCCAAGGAGUUCGUCAAGCUCAAGUCUGACCAGCGCUCUGCGGAGGAGGGCCGCAGCUAAGGGGCGGAACGGAAUCGAAAAUGAGACCGGAGCCCGAUCAGACGUCGCCACCCGCUCUCCUGAGCCACUGCAAGCCACUGCCCUGAAGAUCCAGUGUUGGAAAAGCACACAUCCAAUGCCGUAACCACGUUUAUGUCGGUGGGAAAGACACAGUGCAAAGCAACACAUGUUCUCAGCCAUCCUUCUGAUUAACAACACAUAGUUUAUUCACAGAGGAUACAUCUACUUUCUUCUAUUCCAUUCCACACACACACACACACACAAGAUAAAUCUUGUAGCCUUUAAUAUGUUUGGGUUUCUUUCUCACUUCUCUCUGCCUUUUCGACGUAAGCCCCUCUUUCCCUACCUCCCGCCUCCUCUUGUCCCUUCCCUGGUUCACACCCGCUUUAGAGAAGGGACCGCAAGUGCCAACAGAUAAUCACUGAAAUAUGCCAAGACCAGCCCUAAGCACAACAGGACCAACCGCCCAACUGACCAAUAAACAACAACAACAACAACGACGCCUGCACGGCCUCAAACAUUCCAGAUAUCGGGUUGGGGGGGCACACACUGGGAGCAAAGUACUAUUUAUUUACCUACGACACGUUUACUAUUUAUUUACUUCCUUCUUCCAGAUUAUAUUUUAAUAACUCUAUAUAUCAUGAUAGAUAUCUAUAAAUAUAAUAUAAACUAUGAAGGAAAUAUGUAAAGAUACAUAUAGGAAUAUUCGAUAGACGUGUGGUACUUGAAAGAUUGUCUUUUUCUGUCCGUCCGUCUGUCUGUCCGUCCGUCUACCCUGUAACAGAGCACACUGCCUGACACCCUCAAUGCCUUCUGUCUUGUUGACCCUCGUGUAUUUUGUGUCCGACUCCGGUACAGAGUGACCGAAUCUGAUGAGAGCAAGUCUUCAAGCGAUCAUCAGAGUACAUGUCAUGGACUGAGCGAACGCAAAGACCUGCGUUCGAGCACAAUGUGUGUUUGUAAUACGUUGACCUCAUGUAGCCGCCCGUGUUGCCUGUUACCUGUAAAUGUAACCACAGGAAGCCAUCACAAGCAGAGAACGUCACACAGGGCGAGGGGGGAGAGGCGUUCAUAUUCGGAUUAGAUUUUAUUGUCUUUUUAGGGAGUUUUCUUGUUUUUUUAAUUUUUUUUUUUUUUUACUUUUAUUACUGUAAACAUUCCUCAGCCAUCCUAUACUGGGUGCGUGAGUGGUGCAUAAUGGAGGGACCUUUAAUGGAAAAAAAAAGGCAAUUGCCAAAUAAAAUCCUGCAUGCAUAAGGAGAUGAUAAAAAAAAAAAUGCCUCUGAGACACUAUUUUGCAAAGCAUCAUGGUCUGGAGGUGAAAUGUCUGCGUGGGUACCAAAUCAUAAAUAUUCAAAAUCCCGAUUGAGAAGUAAGACCUCUGCUAAAGGGCUGCAGAUCCAGAACUCACCAAGUCUGGGUCUGACAUCUAAAAGAGGGCCUACAUGCCAGUGUUUUAGUCCAGUCAUUACAGAGCACCUAGUGGGAAGAUUUAGAAGCACAGGGUCUUUGCUGCACCCAUAAUAACACCUUUUUACUCGUUUCGUUCGUCUCUCUGGGUUAUGAGAUUACAGGAACUACACUUUGUUUCAAAUCAUCCUACAGUUCAGUGAAAACCUAGAGACACUUUUGUGUGAAGCUAAAUGUUUUAAACUGAUUAUUUGCCGUCUAGCAUGUCUAUUAAUGCCACUUCUAUUUUCUCUGAAUGCCCUAUUUUAUAUAUAUAUAUAUAUAAAAAAGAUUGUUUUAUUUAUCUAUAAGAGGUUUGUAUGCUUGUUGUGAACAAAAAAAAAAAAAAGGAAUCCAGGAAAGGAAAUAGUGUCACUGACUGAGAGGAGGAGACGCAGUGCAUCGAUAACAGGGUGUUUGGUUGUUUUUCUAUUUCUGCCUCGUCGCUAAGUUGCCACUAACGAGGGCCUUUCCCCCCGUGAAAACCGCUUGAUGACAACUGAAUAAUUCAAAAGGCCCCAGUAUUUGAACAAGGUGUAAGAACUGAACUCUAUGCAUCUGAUCUAUAAAAAGAAAAAAGAAAAAAAUCUACGUAGAUGAGUCAUUUUUCGAAGCAGUCUUAUAAUGUUUACAUUGUGGAAUAUUAUUCGAAUUAUAUCAGCACAAGCGUUUGUCUGAUAUGUUGUAAAUGCUGUCUUUAUUGUAACGGGCCAAAUAUCGCAGCCGUAGUAGAAGCUGAUUAGAGACUGGAACUUGUUUGUACAGCUUUUUGGUGCAGAGGAAAAUAGUCUGGAACAGAGAUCGAUUGUUGCAGUUGUAAAUAGCUCGGACGUCAGACUAUGUGAAGUGAAGUUUGCUGCUCUUUUGUAGACUUGAAUUUUGCUCCGGGUAAUUAUGUGUGCCCAAUCUGGAUAUGUAGCUACUACUGAAAGAUGCAGUGAGGCCGUGUACGCACCGGAGAUCAAUCGCAGAAUGUUCAUGUUAAAUUUAAUGGGUCUGAUUUGGAGAUUAUCUUAGGUUCACGAUAUGUGGCCUAAAACUGAAAGCAGCUUGAGUUAAUCAUGUUGUGUAACUCUCUGGUGUGUGCAGGGUCUUCUAUUCAAAGGGGAAAUCUGCACAGUUUUUAAUAACUCUAAAUAACAGGUACACCGUUGUCACUGGAACUGCCACGAAAACUUUAUUUAUUGCUGUUGACAAUGAUAACUUUAGUCAAGGAAACACUUCCUCCUUCACAGGCUCAGUUUGUGUGUUGGGCUAUCAGGUUGGCACGUGAGACAGGAACGCACACAGAGGUUAAGGACGAAGGUAGACGAAGCACAACGAUAAGCACACAGACGGGAGGCGGACAGACAUGCAUGAUCUGUCCUGUUCUGUCUCGCCAACCAGGCCACCCAGACGAUGCCGGGCCUGUACUUCCAGAAAUGGUGCAUGAUAGGAACAAUAAAACAAAAAGAAAAAACUGUAUUGUGCCAGCACGCAUAAUUAUUUGAUGUUAACUGCCAAUUGUCGUCUCCUUUAUUUUGAUAUUUCAUUAUUGUUUUCUAUUUUUCAAAUGGUUGUGAAUAUAUAAAUAUGUAUUACUGAUGAUGUGUAGUGGUACAAAGUACUCGCAUGAGAAUUUUUUUAUACACGAGAUGUUUCUAAUUUUUUUUUUUUAUUAUUAUAAUUAUUAUUAUGGUUGUUCUUAUUGGGGGCUGAGGUUCUCAGGACUGCAGUCUUAUUGUGUUUCUGCUUCCAAUAAACUAUGAAAAAGAAAAA
This is a messenger RNA of Mugil cephalus (flathead mullet), 9052 nucleotides long. RefSeq names its product unc-13 homolog A (C. elegans) (gene unc13a). The transcript is spliced from 45 exons. Gene Ontology annotation, cellular component: presynaptic active zone cytoplasmic component; plasma membrane; neuromuscular junction. The coding region runs from base 341 to 5845 and encodes 1834 amino acids. Lineage: Eukaryota; Metazoa; Chordata; Actinopteri; Mugiliformes; Mugilidae. Gene Ontology annotation, molecular function: phospholipid binding; calmodulin binding; syntaxin-1 binding. The record is from RefSeq and is a predicted model, not a curated record. Gene Ontology annotation, biological process: dense core granule priming; synaptic vesicle priming; presynaptic dense core vesicle exocytosis.